AUGGCGGACACUUUGGAUCCUUCUUUUUCGCCGGAAAGCGAAAGCGGACAAUUAAUUCGUCGCACCUCCAGACGCAUCGCGCAGAUCGGAGAAUCCAGUCGAUCGGGCUCCGAAAUUCCAUCUCUUCUAACUCGCUGCUCAGCUGGAGCUUCAUCAUCACAGACUCCUCUACCAGUUCGUCAUGAAGACGGGAGUGACGAACUGACUCAAGAUAUGUUGUCACAAGAAGAAGACCGGUUCGCACCUUUAGGAAUCUCGAUCGAAGACAUCGAUCCUUUGUUAGACCAUGAAGGACGAAUUGGAGGCGACAAGAGUUUGAGUUCGAUCAAAACCGUGAACGAUAUGCUGAACGCAUGUGGUCUAUUUAACAGCAACGUCACAAUUUUGAUUCCUCGAGCUGACCAGCGCCCCUGGAACCCGCCGGAAGGGUAUAUAUGCUUGUACGAGGGUUAUUUUACCGAAUGUCGCCUCUUAUUCCCAAUUCCAGCAUUAAUAUCACUCUACGCCCAAAGACGCAGGAUAUCGAUCUGUCAAUUUGUCUCCAGAGCCAUUUGUAACUUUAUGGCUGCCCUUACCAUAGCAGCCGAAGUCAGAGUUAACAUCGGAGUUCAAUGCUUUGAGCAACUAUCCAAUUUUAAGUUAUCAAAGAGUCUGCAUCGCUGGGAAGUGAAUAUGAGGCCGGCGCACAAUUUCCUUGCUGGUCAAAGAGUUUCCAAAUUCAAGAAGUGGGCGAACCACUACUUCUAUGUCCGCGUCGAUCAGUACUCACUCGUUAAUCCAUUGGGUUUCCAUCGGAGAGUGUGGAAUAAAAAUCCUGAUCGUCCAUUUUGCGCAACACAUCAAGCUCCGGACUAUCAUCCCGUUAGGAACGCUCUACUAUCCGGGAACAAUCGUCGGUGGGAAUUUUUUACUCGUAUUCGUGUUGAAACAUCAAUGGGCAAACCCAGGACAACAUUCCCAAGUUUCGCGAGUUCGCUGGGACGAAUUGCAGAGCUAGCCGGGUCACGUGUCGUUGAAUCCGACAGUCUCCAGAUCGUUUGCCGAGAAACCCAGGCUGUCAUCGAAGCCGAUAUCGAUCCUCUUUGGGACCAAACUGACGUCGAUCCUGUUCAGGAUCGGUCCGUCGUCGAUCCUACUCGGGCCUCUGAAGAAGACGUCGACAUAGUCGAUGUUGCGAAAGACGAUAUCCCUCCCCUAGCUUUAGGGAAUGCCGAUCCUCCGAAUGAUGAAGAGGAUGUCCCUCAGCUUGGAGCUGGAUCGAAAAAGAAGAAGAGGAAGCACAAAAAGAAGACGCCGCAAACAAGCACUGCUGUCAGGAUGAAUACGCUGACUCAGUUGUACGAUAGGCGAGUCAAAAACGAGAAGAAAUCUGGAUUCGAGCUCGAAAAAGUGAAGGAAUGCGCGGAACAAAUCCGAGUCGCUAGCGAAGCUAAAGACGAGAUGAUCAAGGAGCUCGAAGCUCUUCUCGUCGAAAAGGAUGGUAUCAAUUCUAAAUCCGAACUGAGGAUUGGCGUACUGAACUCCCGAGCGGUUACUCUCGAAGAAGAGAAAUCCGAACUGCAAGGAGCAUGCGACGAGUUGAAAAUCCAACUCGACUUUGAAGUUAAAAGACUCCGGCGGGAUCGUUUGGAGUACGUGGAGCGAACAGCGAAGAAAGCGCAGACUCAAUUGAAUAAGAUCAAGGCUUAUCUAGUCGAGCAAGAGAAGAUUCGCCCCUUGGAAGAUCUGUUAAACCAGGCUACCAGAGUGCAGGAAACUGUGCAAUAUCUGAUUGAGAAGGGGGCCGUCAUUCCCGAGGAAGGAAUCGCGGAGAUUGAUAAGAACAAGGCUAAAGCCGAGGAAACUAUCAAAGCGAUCGAUGUCCUCAAACUGAAUGAAAAUGACCUCAUCAUGUACCCGGAUCAGCUCGGUUACGGACUUCUUCACCCCGGAACAAUGGCUCUGGACUCUGUCUACCAUCCGUAUGGCUCCAAUGCCGAGAGCUUCCAAGCCGAUCUGACCAGUGCUUUGGACGCUUAA
Messenger RNA from Camelina sativa (false flax), 2019 nucleotides. The record is from RefSeq and is a predicted model, not a curated record. Lineage: Eukaryota; Viridiplantae; Streptophyta; Magnoliopsida; Brassicales; Brassicaceae.